AUGUCCAUUCUCCCUCUCAGGGUCGACCUGACCGUGCUGCCCCUCCUUACCCUCGGCCUCUUCGUCUUCCAAUUAGAUCGCAUGAACCUCGCUAGUGCAUUGACUGGAGGCUUUCUUGAAGCCGUUAAGAUCGAUCAGGCCACGGUCAACAUGGGCAACCAGUUGAUGUUCAUGGGCAUCGUGGUAUUCGAGAUCCCGUGCAACAUGGCCCAGCAACGCGUUGGUCCACGCAAGUGGCUCGCAGCGCAGGUCUUCGUCUUCGGCCUGAUCGCGACCAUGCAGGUCUUCGUCCGCAAUCGGGGCGGCUUUAUCGCCACACGCCUGCUGCUCGGGUUUGCCGAGGCGGGCUAUAUCCCUGGGGCUGUCUAUACCUUGUCCACAUGGUACACGAAGUCAGAGCUCGCCAAGCGUGUCGCAAUCUUCUUCUUUGGGAUGUUUGGUGGGAAUGCUUGCAGUCCACUCCUGGCUUCGGGCAUCUUGCAGCUCAAUGGUCGACAAGGGUUGACGGGGUGGCAGUGGCUCUUCCUGGUUGAAGGAGCCUUCACUAUCUCCGUCUCGAUCGUUUUCCUCUUCUUCAUACCGGGGUCACCUGACUGUCCCAAGCCCUUACUGAGCCCGGGGCUCAUCCGCUUCACCGACGCAGACCAGCAAAUACUGCAGGAAAGAUUAGCGGGGGAGAAUCGAGGAGGCGCUCAAGGCCUGGUCAUUCCUCUCAAGAUCGUCUGGCGCACAGUAUCCCAGUACUAUCGCUGGCCGCACUUUAUCUCCACCUUUGUGGUGUUUUCAACGUGGAGUCCUCUGACGACUUACACGCCGUCCAUUAUCAUGUCGCUUGGGUUCGGCCGCGUCGCAGCCAACGCUCUAGCCGCAGUGGGCGCAUUCCUCGCACUCUUCGUCGUAUUCUUCUUCGCCUAUCUGAGCGACAGGACCAACAUGCGCGGUGGGACCGUCAUCGCCGCCCAGGUCUGCUACCUCGUGGUUCUCAUAGUCGCCCUCCUAGUCCAGCCCCAUGUCGGCAAGUGGUCCCGGUGGGGCCUGUGGACGGCCGUGAACAGCUUCGCUGUUGGAUAUCACCCUGUCCAUAACUCCUGGGUGCAGCUCAACUGUCGCGAUCCCAGGGAGCGAAGUAUCAGUAUUGCGAUGUGGGUAAUGUCUGCAAUUGCCGGGCUAAUGGCCGGAGCGCAGUACUUCCAGGCCCCUGACAAGCCACUUUACUCCAAAGGUCUGCGCACUAUGAUCAUCAUGGUGGCUGUCGGAAUCGCCAGUGCGGUGGUGCAGGUCCUCGUGUAUAUCUUCCAUAAUCGGCGCGUGGCGCGAGACAAAUACCAGUCGGAAGAUGGGUCAGAGCCCAUGGUGUAUGUCCCGUGA
Messenger RNA from Aspergillus campestris IBT 28561, 1368 nucleotides. Its product is annotated as MFS general substrate transporter. The record is from RefSeq and is a predicted model, not a curated record. Gene Ontology annotation, cellular component: membrane. NCBI's taxonomy places the organism in Eukaryota, Fungi, Ascomycota, Eurotiomycetes, Eurotiales, Aspergillaceae. The transcript has 6 exons. Gene Ontology annotation, molecular function: transmembrane transporter activity. The coding region runs from base 1 to 1368 and encodes 455 amino acids. Gene Ontology annotation, biological process: transmembrane transport.